AAAAUGCAGUAUAUUAUUGUCUCUAAGUCAUUUUACGUUCCAUUCUACGUGAACAUCUGAUCAACGGGGAGCGACUGUCAGAAUAUGCAGUGGUGUUCGGGCUGAAUCGAGUAGAGAGGGACGAUACGACAAACAAGGUAAAACAGAAUGAAUAACGAUACAACUUAUAAUCCAAACAUGAAAACGGCUGUCAGCAGUUUUCGUUUUCAAAGGACUAGCCUCAAGAAACGCUUGGACAAGUACCAAGAACAACACAGCAAAACACUACGGGAAAUCCUACAAAAUCAAAAAGAUUUGACUCGCUCGCUGUCUUUGGAAAGUGAACAAUCCCUCAAUACAACAACCUGCACAGAUAAACACGAGAUAUUCCGUAGGAGAAGAGCAUGUAGUUUAUAUGGAACAGAGCAUGAAGGUAGCAUUGCAGUAGAAUGUGAUGACGGACAGUACUCAGUGACUGAUUCAGCUCUGAUGGUAUACAGCAAAUAUGACAGAAGAAGCGAACUGUUCCUGUCAAACCCUGUGAAAACUCAAACAAAUGGUAAGCUGUCUGCUUCCUCUUUCUUACCGACUAAACCUAGAAGUGCAAGCUUUGUUACUAGUAUAGAGAGUAAAACAACUAAUGAUAAACGAAAAAGGGUUUUGAAACGCCAAGCACGGAUUGAAAAGAGCCAGGAAAGCGAAAUCCAAAAGAGCUUAAUAGAACAGACUAAAAACGCGAUUAUCGCAAACCAAGAGCGUUCUCUUCCUUCAUCUAAAGUCAAUAAAGAUGCUUUAAAAGAUCAAAAACAUGACAAACAUAAGAUGAAUCUAACUGAGAAAAGUCAACAAACGAAAGACAAACGGACAGUGAAUUCCUUACACGAAUAUGAGGUUCAAACGACAGGACAAAGCGAUAAGGAAAAAAGCAUUUUAAAUUUGUUCAAAAACAAAAACACAUUACUAGCUGUGUCAAAACAAAAUGCUAAUUUAUCGAGACAAACCGAACUGGGAGAUAAUUAUCCCAUCAAGUCAGUGAAUGAUAUAUCAAGAACCAUUCUUGAACCUUCGGUCAUAAUCAAACAACGUUUAAGACCUACAAAAUCACUGUCUCCUAUUGGUACGAGAAAUACUAUGCUCACUAAACAGCGCAGUAAAACGUUUACCGGGGAAACAGAAAAUCAAGGCAGUUAUUCUGAGAAUCCCGCGAGGAAACAGGUGCAAAUGAAAACAAAGAGCGCUAAUCCAAGCAAUCAAUAUUUAGAGCGUUGCUAUAGAAACGCCUGGAGUGGAAUUGAUGAUAAUUUCACGGAUAAGAUACUUUCUACAUCAAAAGGUGAAACGUCCACGCCUUCACCUAGAAUGUCGUUAAGAAAAGAAAGUGAUGUCGAAAAAUACAUGUCAAGCUGUGAAGGAGAUAAAACUGUUUCUAAUCAAACUGAGAAGAAAGACAGAGUAGAGUUAAAAUCUUAUGAGUUUCCUACGAUUGAAUCACGAUGUGAUGGAAGUGGAAUAGACAAUGAUAUGUUGAUGUGUAAUCCUAAGGACAAACAGAGCAGAGAGAUUAACAAGAACGAAGAACUAAGAACUGAGACAGUCAAUGAUCACGUGAUGAACCAAACACCAGUAGCCAAUCAGAUAUCAGAAGGUAAUUCAGAAACAGACUGUCAUUCGUUGAAUAAGAAGGACAUACCAAGAAACACAGCAAAACAUCCAUCAGGAAAUACUGAUUCACGAGAUAAGAAAGAUUCGCAAAGUUUGCUUGAUACACAAUCCAAGGGAUGGACAAAAUUGCGAGCUAUACCACUGAAAAGACUACAAGAGAUAAGUGACAUGAGGGAAACAGAGAGAACAGAUCUACCAGUCCUACACGUAAGAGACAGUAGAUUACCUGAUACACCAGGGUUGAUGAGCUUCAGGCAAGUAGUAUUAGCAGCGAUCAAAAAAGACAAGGAACAAGCCAAAUUAGACAUGAAAAAGAAAGCACAUGAAGGGGAAAUAUCAAAAGAACGACUGAACGAGAUUCAACAGCCUACAGAGAGCUUUUUGAGGCAAACUUUCGAUAAAAAAAUUUUGCAUUACGCGACGCAUGCGCCAAGGCCUCUAACUGAAGAAAGACCAAAAAGAGGACCAGAAUUCCAUGCAGUCGCUAAAGGAAUCCAUGGAUUCCAGACGUUAAGUAGCGUGGUUAAUACAAAUAGGUCAUUGAGAGCUGACAAGAUUCGUAAGAAAUCAACUUUACCUUACACUAGAACACAGGAUACGAUGGCUAAUGGACAGAAAACGAUAAGUGAAAUGAUGGACGAGGUAAAAAACUGUAGAUAUCUAAGAAAUAAAGAACAUGUCACGUGACCAUAUCACCUGACUAAAGACGAUGUCACAUGACUGAUGACAAUGUCACUGAUGACGAUGUCACAUGACUGAUGACGAUGUCACAUGACUGAUGACGAUGUCACAUGACUGAUGACAAUGUCACAUGUGACUGAUGACG
Messenger RNA from Actinia tenebrosa (Australian red waratah sea anemone), 2467 nucleotides. RefSeq lists its product as uncharacterized. The record is from RefSeq and is a predicted model, not a curated record. Lineage: Eukaryota; Metazoa; Cnidaria; Anthozoa; Actiniaria; Actiniidae.